This is a messenger RNA of Gryllus bimaculatus (two-spotted cricket), 1494 nucleotides long. The record is from the annotation of a GenBank genome assembly. NCBI's taxonomy places the organism in Eukaryota, Metazoa, Arthropoda, Insecta, Orthoptera, Gryllidae.
AUGCGCAUUACGGAGUUAGAGCAGCGAUGCCCCUCCGAGGGGGCUGCAGCUGCAGCAGCGACGGCGGCGGCGGCGCCAGAAGCGAAGGUGAUAGCGGAGUCGGAGUCGGAGUCGGAAUCGGAGUCGAGUGGCGAGGACGAGGCGUCGACGGCCGAGGGGGCCAAAGGAGGGUCCGCGGAGGUCCAAAAGGAGGAGGCGGCAGUGGCGGCGGCGGAGGAGGUGGAGGAGCGCACGGAGCUGCCGCAGGCGCCGUUCGCGCCGGCGCCCGUGCCGCCGCCGUCCUCGCCGCGCGCGUCGGCGCGCCCGCGCCAGACGCGCGCGCAGCUGGACGAGGAGCUGGCGGAGCAAAAGCGCUCCCUCAUGCGUGCGCUCGCCAGCACGCUCAACAUCGUGCAGGACACGCGCAAGGAAGUGGUUAUGGUGGCAUGCUCCACGAUGAAGGUGGAUCCGGCCACCCUCCUAAAUGAUCCCGAACCUAAGACUGAAGAGAACGAAUCAAAAGACGCUGAAAUGAAGCCUUCAGGGAACGAAGAAAAAUCGAGCCAGCCUAAUCCCGCCCUCUUCGCCAACCCCGGUCCGAGAAAACCAAGAAGUCUGGAAGAGGUUAAAGCAUGGCUUCAAAGUUCUGGACAUAAAGGCUUGUCGAAGCUAUCACCAUCUGGAGGCGCAACGAAUUUGGAGGACCGCAAGAAAAUUCCUCAAAAACUAGGGCGAUCCACUCUGAGCUGCCAAAACUUGUCCGAUCGUACUGGACAAAAUGAAAUUAGGGAUUAUCAAAAAGGUGCCCGUGAGCAACCAACAAAUACUUCCUGCAGCAAAUUCACAGAAUUAGGUUUAGAAUACGACAAACGCACAAAGCGUAAUAAUCAAGCCGGUAGAGAAGACGAUGCGGCAGAUGAUCCGGACAAGAAAACUCUCAAAUUCAGGCACACAAAAACCCACUGUCACUCAGUUGAACCUCCUGUAGCGCCUUUGCAUGGAAGCAUUGGGGAGGAGUUUUCCAGAAUAUUUGGCAAGAAACCCAAAAAUGACUCCGAAAGUGGUAUGGAUACUUUUUUUCAGGAAGCAAUGGAAACUUUUGUUACGGAAACAUUGGCAAAUAGUACGUGUGAAGAGAAAAAACACAGAAAAGCCCGCUCGAAAACACGUCAUAUUCUGAAGGAAGAGAAAAAGGAGCGAGUGUCAAGAUGGGCGUCCGUAGAUACUGCAGAGAUAUCGGCUCAUAAGAAUCGAAACAGAAAGGAACGAUCACCGGAAAAGAAUAACGAAAAAGUGCCAAAAUCACAACUGCUACUGCAUAAAUACGCAGCAGGAGAAAACGUCCGAGAAAUACUCAUGAAAGCCAACAGAGACGCAGAGAUCAUAAAGAAAUGCGGGGCAAAAUGGGCAAAUGAACGAUCCCCGUACGAAGAAAAAAUGCUGCCUCCCGCCCCCGCCCGCAGACGAAGAAAUUCGUCCAGCACGAGCAGAUUGAUCAAUCGUUACUGGCAAUAA